AUGAGCACUCCAUCCACGCCUGUAGUUGCGUCAGCAGUAUUGCACAACAAUGACGCUGCUACCUUACCCGACGCCUUACGCAGUGGCAGCAGCAACAACAACAACAACAACAACAACAACACUAGCAUCCCCAUAGCUUCGAACGACAGUAACAGCACCAAGUCAAUCAGGAAAAGUCACGAUUAUUCUCAAACAAACCUAGAUAAGCCAUCAACUCCAUCUCCUCCGAAUAGAAAACGUGUGUCAGCAUCGUUUCUCAAGACUCCAGAACAACCAAAAGACGCAAGCAAGAGAUAUUCUGCAUCUUCAACAGCAACCACUUCACUACCUUAUACUCCAUCAUACAAACGAACUAGUACUGGAUCAUACAAGUCACCAGAUGGGAGAUUGGUGUACCACAAUGUCAAUUCGCCAUUUAGUGCAGCUCAUUUAUUGAAAACACCACGACAUUCAGCCAUUGAAGACUCACCUACUGGCGAGGAAGAUGAAGACGGGCGUAGGCUCAAGAUGAUGAAAACUCCACAGUACUUGGGGAACACGGCAAAGAAGUUGUUUCAAGGUGAUGAUGGAAGCCCCAAUGGUGGAGGUAACAAACGAGACGAUUUGACGGAAAUAAGUUCACAAUUAAGAAGCAAAUUGAGUUCGGCAUUGGGGAAAUUGCAAAAGGACGAUUCAAGCCACAAUUCCAAAAUCUCAUUUACUGAGCUAUCCUUUGAUUCGCAAACAUCCCCAACGAGAAAACAUACCCCAAAGAGACAUUCAGCUUUGGGAAACAAUUGGGUACCGACAAAUACCCUACAAAGAGCCAAUCUCAAUCUACAAACAUUACAACAAUCUCCCAUAGCCAAAUCUACCAAUUCGUCACCCAGAUUAGAACAAACAGGUUUCAGAUCAAACACAAACUCACCAUUAAAGACCUCGCCCAUAUUGAAAGGUGACAACAGGAAAAGCUGGUCACGUUUGAACGAUAUGCCUUCACCAGAUGAAGAAACGAGUGCACAUUCGGCGUUAUUAGCUGCCUUAUCGCGACAACGUAGAAAAUCGCGAUCCUCUUUUUCCAACACCGACGCCAAGCGGAAUUCAAUAACAGCAGAAGGACCACCAGCGUUACAAAUCACAACGGCGCAAAAGGAAAUCAAACUACCGCCUCUCAAUGUCGCUUUGAAUGGAGAGUACAAUAAUUCCCAAAUAAAAGGAUUUCCUGGAAAAGAUAAUGAGCAAGAUGCAGUGAUAUCAUUGAUGUCAUUGGCAUCGCCACAAUCUGCAAAGUAUGCCCAUUCACGAAGUCAGAGUUUGAACAGCAAUGGCAACUUUCCAUCCAAUGGACCUAUUACUGCUAGUGCUGCUGCAGUAGCAGCAGCUACAGGAGCAACUUCGUCUGGUCCGUUUGGGGAUAAUGUCGCUUCACCAAUUUCGUCGCGGUCAUCACUGGUGCAUAUUGCAUCGCCCACUUUUGCCACUAUGCAACAACCACCACAUCUACCUCCUUUAACGAGAUUUAUGAAAAGUCCCGAAGCCAAACAAAGGGGAUCUCGGAAAGGGCUCGUUUUUGCUACUGAUGAUACUGAUGAUGAGGAUGUGGUAGUUGGUGGGGGUGGAGGAGAGGAUGAUGGGGACGAUUCUGAUAGAACGGUGGAAGAAGAUAAAUAA
Lodderomyces theae is the source of this 1650-nucleotide messenger RNA. RefSeq lists its product as uncharacterized. The transcript has a single exon. NCBI's taxonomy places the organism in Eukaryota, Fungi, Ascomycota, Pichiomycetes, Serinales, Debaryomycetaceae. Bases 1 to 1650 code for a protein of 549 amino acids. The record is from RefSeq and is a predicted model, not a curated record.